Molecule: messenger RNA, 344 nt
Organism: Racocetra persica
Lineage: Eukaryota; Fungi; Glomeromycota; Glomeromycetes; Diversisporales; Gigasporaceae
Source: the annotation of a GenBank genome assembly
ACUACUUCACAAAAAUUACUGGUGCAAUUGUCAUAAAGAACUUAUUUCAAAGCAUCAAAAACAGUGAUAUUUCUAAACAACGAAAUACAGGAUCAUAUUUAAUUCAAUGUGCAUGCGAAGAUCUUCUUUCAAUCGCAAUUGAUCUGGCAAAUAAUUAUGCAAAUAUUAAACUUAGUCACAAAUAUCUUCAUCAACAACCAAUGCAUAUUUCUGUAUCAGAACAAGUUAAACAAUAUAUACAUGAGAAUUUAGUAUUUAGAGUAUCAGAGUUACACUGUAAAAUUAUAUCAAAAAAACUUGAUAGAUUUGAAACCUUAACAAUUGAUCAGGUUUAUUUCUGGUAG